UUAUACAGAACACAUUUCACCAGAGGAAAUGACGUUCCUGUUGUUUCACUUUCAUUUCUGCUGAAAAUAGAACAAAAAAAAAUAUCUCGGCUUUCAUCGUGACAGUUACCGGGGUAAACAGCACAGGAGCCCGUGUCUGCCACAAUGUAUAAGGCCGGUAUUUCCAGCUACACGACCAGGAUUCUCUGUUCCAACAAGGGAGCCUUAGUCUAUCGACACCUUCACAAGAGUGUCAGCGAGAAGUACGAUAUUUCUAACCAGCUCUUCUGCGAGAUCUUGAAGAACAGCAGCAGGUUUGUUAUAGUUCAGGGCAGUGAGGGUAAGAUCCCCGGGCGUGAGGUCAGCCUUGACAGCAAAGUAAUUGCUAAAACCUCCGUACGGCUGUGCAAGGACUACCCCAAAGACUGUGGUGACUGCAAGGGACUUCAUCUCUGCAAAUAUUUUGUUUAUGGGAACUGCAGAUUUAACGCAAGCAAUUGUCGGUUUUCACAUGACCUUCAUUCAAUCCACAACAUUCUGGUGCUGAGAGCCAAUGAGCUUCAGGACCUGGAGGAUGAUGAACUGUGCCAGCUUCUGCUCCAGAACGACCCCGCCCUCCUACCUGAGGUGUGUAUUCAUUACAAUAAGGGGUUUGGGAAGUUUGGAGCCUGUACCCAUGAAACAAAAUGCACCAAACUCCACAUCUGCCAGCACUUCAUGCAGGGCGACUGCAGGUUCGAGUCCCAGUGUAAGAGAUCCCACAAAUUUGAUGGAAUCUCCUGGCAAAUACUGAAGAGCCGUGGGCUGGCGCCAGACCUGAUUCGCAAUCUCCCAGACAUCUAUCAGAAUAUUUACAGCAUUAGGAACAGCAAAACUGGAGAGAGCCAGGAAGCACAUGUCCGUACCAGGGAGCCGUCCAUCUGCUCAAACAGUGAUGCUGAACAUGAAGAAAUCUGUCUGUUUUACAUCAGGAAGCACUGUGGUUUCAAAGACAAGUGCCUCAAAGUUCAUUACCAUCUGCCCUAUAAGUGGGAGGUGCUGAAUGGAUCAGCCUGGACAGACCUCCCAGACACAGAGGAGAUUGAAAAGGCUUUCUGUAACCCAGCAAACACAACCAGCGGUGGAUCUCCGGCGGUAGAUUUCCUGACCAUGCGGCGCGGAUUGGCAAGUGUGCGCCGGCUCUCCACGGCCUCCUCCGUCACCAAACCUCCUCACUUCAUCCUGACCACAGACUGGGCCUGGUACUGGCAGGAUGAGCACCGCGUGUGGGUGGAAUACGGCAAACAAGCGAGUCAGGGGCUUCGAACAGGGGCUGACAAGCACCACCCGUCCUCGGUCACGUCAGAGGCCCUGGAGAAGGCGUUCCUCGCAGAUCCGGACAGCAGUGUCCCCUUCAGCGUGGGUCAACAGCAGUACAACCUCAGCUUCAGAGACAUGCGGCAGCAGAACUGCGUGUAUCAAACCCAGAGAGAGGUUCGGAGGAGACCCAGGUUCGUUAGUGCCCGAGACGUGGAGAGCAAGAUAAAGAGUAAAAGUGACUCAGCGGGGAACUCCACCUCUCAGUCUGUGCCGAGUCACUGGUUACAGUCUGCUGUCCCUGGCUUUGGAUACAAGCUAGUUCGGCUGUCCUCCUCCUCAGAGGAAUUCAAACAAGUUCAAUAUUUCUUCCAGAGGACUAUGCCCAAAUUCACGAUUCAGAAGAUUGAACGCAUCCAAAACCUGGGGCUGUGGGAGGUCUUCCAGUGGCAGAAGGAGCAGAUGAAGAAGAAGACUGGAGGGAAGGAUGUGGAUGAGCGCUCUUUAUUUCAUGGCACUGAAAAAGCCCUCCUAGAGGCCAUCUGUCAGCAGAACUUCGACUGGAGGAUGUGUGGCACUCACGGCACGGCUUAUGGGAAAGGCAGCUACUUCGCAAGAGAUGCCUCGUAUUCCCACAAGUAUGCCAAAACCAAAGAUGGGCAGCACAUUAUGUUUGCUGCGAAGGUGCUGGUCGGAGAGUUCACCCAGGGAAACAGCAGCUUCAGACGUCCCCCUUCCAAGGACGCUCGGAGCACAGGUCUGUACGACAGCUGCGUGGACAACAUGGACAACCCCUCCAUCUUCGUGAUCUUCGAGAAGCACCAGAUUUACCCUGAAUAUGUGAUUGAGUACAGCAAUAGAUGCAACUAACUGAAUGAAUGCUAACAUACUGGACUCUUAUACUGAAGCAGGUGCAAAAGCAAAGAUGCAUUUUCAAACAAUACAUUCCUGGUUUAAUACCAGCAAGAAACUACUCGGUUAAACUGCUGCUUAUAGCAAGUUGUUGUCCGCUGUCAACUCAAAUAUUGCUUGUUAAAACACACAUCAGCAUAAGUUAACACCUGAUUGGCUGCUGGCCUAAAAGCUGCACUGCUAUAGGCCACUGUAAUUGUCAUUUAUCAAAAUUCCAAAUUCCGCUAAUUGACCCCAGGUUGGGUUUGUUGUAUUGAUGUUGUCUACAUAACUUAAAGCAACCAUGACAAGUAAAAAAAGGUUUUGCACUUGCUUCAUUGGGUCUACAGUCCUGCACUGAAAGAAAUCUAUUAGCAGGGGAAGCUUGUGUGUUUUCAACCGUGUGUCUCAUAAACUGUUCCAGAAAGAGACACUUUUACUGUACCAGAAUAGAUGAUUAUAACAUAAGGCAUUCUUAAAACCUUCCAUAUAGUUUUUGUAGUAAACAAAAUAAUUCCAUAGAUCUCAGCUAAUAUGCACUUCUAUUUGCAACAUCCAUCUCGAAUGUGCAGUUCUGAAAGAGACACAUGUUAGAGCAUACAUGUAUUUACAUUUUAAAACAUGAUGUCUGGUACUACUUUAGGUUAAAGGAAGCUCUCAGUUUAGCUGCAAUUACUUUAACUAUAAGGGAUUUUAUAACCUCUCUUAAACAGUGUGGGUACUGGAGAGGGUCCAGUAUCACUGCAUGGUAUUUACAUGUACUGUAUUAACCCAAGCAUCUCCAACACCACACUAGAUAUGUCCUUCUAUGUUACAAGAAUUACGAUGAAGAAUAACAGGAGUAUGGUUUUAAAUAAUCUUCUAAAGUUCCUUUUAGCACUUUUUAAUGCACUUUUCUAUAUGCACUUUUUUCUAUUGACUGUUGCAGUGAAGAUAAUGAAUUAUUGAUCAAAUAUUAGAGAGAUUCCACUUCUCAUAAAGAUUGAGAGGUCUAAUCCAUUGAUCUGAACAGUGGGGACCUAAAUACUGCCAGGGUUUAAACAUUAGGAACAACCUGUGAUUUUGCUGACUUUUAAAGACGAAAAUUCAGUGUUAGAGAUGUUAGUUUUCCCUUUCUUUUACCAAUAUUCAGCUAGUUUCCCUGUCCCUGAUUAGCACUAAUAUUUUUACUUUUACACUUUUUAGAUAUGUCUGUCUGGGGAACUGU
This is a messenger RNA of Polyodon spathula (Mississippi paddlefish), 3373 nucleotides long. RefSeq names its product protein mono-ADP-ribosyltransferase PARP12-like. Bases 145 to 2145 code for a protein of 666 amino acids. The record is from RefSeq and is a predicted model, not a curated record. Gene Ontology annotation, molecular function: metal ion binding; NAD+ poly-ADP-ribosyltransferase activity. The transcript is spliced from 12 exons. NCBI's taxonomy places the organism in Eukaryota, Metazoa, Chordata, Actinopteri, Acipenseriformes, Polyodontidae.